UCGGAGCGGCUCGGCUCGGAGCGGUUCGGUUCGGCUCGGAGCGGCUCGGCUCGGCUGCUGGGCGCGGGGAUGGCGGUGCCGGAGCCGGACGCGCGGCUGGCGCAGGAGAAGGAGGAGGAGAGCGAGGAGGAGAGCGAGAUCCUGGAGGAGAGCCCCUGCGGGCGCUGGCAGAAGCGCCGCGAGCAGGUGAAUCAGGGGAACAUGCCGGGCAUCCAGAGCACCUUCCUUGCCAUGGACACAGAGGAGGGCGUGGAGGUGGUGUGGAACGAGCUGCUCUUCACCGACAAGAAGGCCUUUAAAGCACACGAGGAGAAGAUCAAGACCAUGUUUGAGCAGCUGGUGCUUGUGGAUCAUCCCAACAUUGUAAAGCUUCACAAAUACUGGCUGGAUGUGAAAGACUCGAAGGCACGGGUCAUCUUCAUCACAGAAUAUGUGUCCUCAGGGAGCCUGAAACAGUUCCUGAAGAAAACCAAGAAAAACCACAAGGCCAUGAAUGCCAGGGCCUGGAAGCGCUGGUGCACUCAGAUCCUGUCUGCUCUCAGCUUCCUGCACUCCUGUGAGCCUCCCAUCAUCCACGGCAACCUCACCAGCGACACCAUCUUCAUCCAGCACAACGGGCUCAUAAAGAUUGGUUCAGUCUGGCACAGGGUGUUUGCAAAUGCCCUCCCGGACGACCUGCGAAGCCCCAUCAGGAUUGAGAGGGAAGAGCUACGCAACUUGCAUUUCUUCCCCCCGGAGUACGGCCAAAAGGCUGACGGGACUGCUGUGGACAUCUUCUCCUUUGGGAUGUGUGCGCUGGAGAUGGCAGUGCUGGAGAUCCAGACUAAUGGGGACACGCGGGUCUCGGAGGAGGCAAUCAUGCGAGCACGACAUUCUGUGGACGAUCCCAACAUGCGGGAGUUCAUUCUGUCGUGCUUGACCCUCAACCCAGACAAGCGACCAACAGCUAAUAACCUGCUCUUCCACCGGGUGCUCUUUGAGGUCCAUUCUCUCAAGCUGCUGGCAGCACACUGCUUCAUCAACAACCAGUAUCUGAUGCCAGAGAACGUGGUGGAGGAGAAGAUAAAGGAACUGGACCUGAACAUGGUGAUGGCAGAGAUCCGGAGAGAGGGUCGGCCUGGAGCACAGUGGAGGUACUCAGAGGUCUCCUUCCUUGAACUCGACAAAUUCUUAGAAGAUGUCAGGAAUGGGAUUUAUCCCCUGAUGAACUUCGCUGUUUCCAGACCCCACGCCCUCCCACGUGCCCUCUCCCAGCCCCAGGAGGACCCUCAGAAAGCCAAGACUCCCACCCCAGAGCCCUUUGAUGUGGAGACCAGGAAGGUGGUACAAAUGCAAUGUAACAUGGAGCUGAAUGAAGACAAGACCCAGUGGCACCUUACUCUUCUGCUGAUCCUGGAGGACAAAUUGCAUCGACAGUUGAGCUACGACUUGCUGCCCACUGAUAACUCCAAGGACUUGGCCACAGAGCUGGUGCAUUAUGGAUUCAUCCAUGAGGACGACUGUGAAAAGCUGGCUAACUUCCUGGAAAAUGCCUUCCACAAAUACCGGUCUCCUCCCUUGUGAGUCACCUCACUGCAGUCUGGAACAGAGUGGUCCCCCUAUACCACAGGGGACGGGAAAUGUACCAGACUGGAAGAAACUGCAGGGCUCCUGACCGAACUUCCUCCAGCAGGACCGACCGGGCCACUUGCUCCUGACUGAACCUUUGCAGUCCAUGAGAGGUAUAUGCCUGAGCUGUGGUGUGAAAAGGCAACAGCAAGUGGAGGAGUAAUCAGCAAACACAAGAAAUUACAUGUGCAUCAUGAGAAGUCGGGACCAAGCAGGAGUACGUGUUCUGGUCCCCACUCCUGAAGCAGCAAGCCAAAGGGAGUUGUGAGGCGUGGGGGAGUGGGGUAGCACCCCCUGCAGCACCUUCCCGAUGGUGUUUGUGAAGAUGCAAAGCUGCUGCAAGAAUCCCCCAAACUGAUAAAUUUCCCUCUGGGAAUGAUAAGCUUUUUUCACUGCAGGUCCUAAAGCUAUUUUUUCCCUCUUUGCCAGCUGGUAAUACUUGCAGAAGGGAGGAGAGGAGCAGGCUUGGAAAGCUCUGGCGCAGUUUCCGAUCUGCCACAUUCCAUUCUUUAUACCCACUUUCUCCUGUUUUGUUAGGGUUUCCCCAGCACAGAUGAACCACUGUGAUGCCUUGUAAUUAGAAUUGCACACCUUGGUGUAAGCUGAAGAGAGGAUUUUGUGAGCUGGACUUGAUACGGCAUGAGAAGAAAUUCCAGACCCACCAGCUGGAUCCAAACAUGUGGAUCAGUGGAAACCUCACUGGUGCUGAACAGAACCCCUGUCAUUCCCCAGUUUGUCUUACAGCCUUCCAAAAUCUCAUGGCAUCUUAAGGGGAAAAACCCUGAUGUCUCUUCCUUCCCCGUUUCUCCUGUGGUGUUUGGAACUUCAGUCAUUAGCCUGGAGAAAGGGGCAAUCAUCUUAGCUGCUGCGCACGUCAGGUUCAGUUGGUGAAAAGUGCAAAUAGGAAUUAUUUGUGUCACAAAAGCCAUGCAGUGCUGCUCCAUGCUGUUCACGUUGUGCCGUGUGGAACCAGCUGUAUCAUGCUGCGCUGUGCUAGUGGUGUUCUGCGCUGUGCCAGGUACUCCAUGUGGUACUGCCUGCGUUAUGCUGCCCGCGCUUCGCAGUGUUGCACCAAUUGUGUCACACCGGGCUGGGUUUGCCAUGCUAGGAUGCUAUGCUGAGCUGCCAACUUGUGCUGUAUUUCCCAGUUGCGCUAUGCUGUGCCAACUUUACAAACUGACAAAUCAAUAAAGCCACUGAAAGUAGCUUAUCUCAUCAGAGCACUCCACUCAGCAAA
Molecule: messenger RNA, 2845 nt
Organism: Gymnogyps californianus (California condor)
Lineage: Eukaryota; Metazoa; Chordata; Aves; Accipitriformes; Cathartidae
Gene: NRBP2
Product: nuclear receptor binding protein 2
Exons: 18
Coding region: 70-1563 (497 amino acids)
Biological process (GO): protein phosphorylation; endoplasmic reticulum to Golgi vesicle-mediated transport; intracellular signal transduction
Cellular component (GO): cytoplasm; endomembrane system
Molecular function (GO): protein serine/threonine kinase activity; ATP binding
Source: RefSeq, a predicted model, not a curated record